Molecule: messenger RNA, 2794 nt
Organism: Sorex fumeus (smoky shrew)
Lineage: Eukaryota; Metazoa; Chordata; Mammalia; Eulipotyphla; Soricidae
Product: interferon regulatory factor 4-like
Exons: 8
Coding region: 27-1475 (482 amino acids)
Biological process (GO): immune system process; regulation of transcription by RNA polymerase II
Cellular component (GO): nucleus
Molecular function (GO): protein binding; DNA-binding transcription factor activity, RNA polymerase II-specific; RNA polymerase II cis-regulatory region sequence-specific DNA binding
Source: RefSeq, a predicted model, not a curated record
CGCGCCCGCGCCCAUGGCCCGCGCGCAUGGCCCGCGACCCCUGGCGCGCGGCGGAGGGCCAGGGCCCCGGCGGCCCGCGACCCCUGCGUCUCCGCGACUGGCUGGUGGCGCAGAUCGAGAGCGGGCGCUACGCGGGCUUGCGCUGGGAGGACGCGGCCAAGACCGUGUUCCGCAUCCCCUGGAAGCACGCGGCCAAGCAGGACUACCGGGCGCAGCGGGACGCGGCGCUCUUCAGGGCCUGGGCCAUAUACAAGGGCAAACACCAGGAGGGCAUUGACAAGGAGGACCCCCCUGCUUGGAAAACGCGGCUCCGCUGUGCCCUCAACAAGAGCACCGACUUCCUCGAGGUGCGGGAGAGCAGCCAGCUGGACUGUGACGACCCCUACAAGGUCUACCGGAUUGUGUCAGAUGGAGCCCCCCGGCCAGUUCCCCAGGAUUUUGCUCCCCUUGAAAAGAAGGGCCAUUUCCAGAGCCAGCAGGCGCCCCCUGGAGAAGUGACCGGGCUGGACCACAGCACAGAAAAGGAUGGCUGUGAAUCAGCCACCGUGAAGGAUGAGGAGCCGCAUCCCCGAGGGGCCCAGAGGGGUUCCUUGCCACCAGCUGCCCUGCCCCCAGAUCCUCUGGCUGACCACAGGUACCAAGCUCAGGAGCUGUCUCUUCCCUGGAUGCCCUCACCCUGGCAGGACUUUGGCCACUCUGACUGCUGGCUGCACGUGCGGCUGUUCUACGGCGCGGAGUUGGUGAGGGAGGCCACAGUGCACACGGCUGAGGGCUGCCACCUGUGCCCCCGGGCCGCCGUCGGAUCUGCAGAGCACCUGCUGGGGUGGCCCCGGCAUGUGGCGCAGUUUUGCUUCCCGGAGCCCCCGCCCGGCGCCCACGUGCUGCGGCGCCUGCUGCCACACCUGGAGCGCGGCGUGCUGCUGUGGGUGCUGCCCGAGGGCGUCUUCGCCAAGCGCCUGUGCCAGGGCCGUGUAUAUUGGCGUGGCCCGCUCGCCCCGCACCGCACGCGGCCGAACAAGCUGGAGCGCGAACGCACCUUCCAGCUGCUGGACACGCGCCGCUUCCUCGCGGAACUGCAUGCCCACUUGCUGGAUGGUUGCCCGGAGCCCGAAUACAAGAUCCGACUGUGCUUUGGGGAGGAGUACCCGGGGCCCCCGGGCCAGCCUGAGGAGCGGCUGAUCAUGGUUCACGUGGAACCCCUCUUCGCCCGAGAACUCCUCCUUCGUUCCAAGGGUCUGAACCAAGGGGGCUCUGUGGCCCGGAGUCUGCAGCCGAGUCAGCCUGAAGAGCCGCUUCCUCCUCUCAGACUGUCCUUCAGAGUCCCCCUGCCCAGCUCAGCCUCUCUCCCUCAAGUGUGCCCAGCGCAGCGGGCCGCUGACACUACCUGCAGCCCUGCCCACAUCAUGCCAGCAACCAGGGAACCCCUCACCGCACAUGGCCCAGGUCAGGGGGACAGUGGAAGCCCCCACCUCUGACAGCUCAGCAGCGGGUAGACUGGCCCUGGGCCUGGGCCCGGCUCCUCAGGCAGAAAUGGCAGCUACACUGGAGGUUCCGGGAACUGCUGGUGAGGAAACAAGACUCAAUCUCUGGGGGCCUCGCCGGGAUGGCCUGGCCUUCAGCUGCCGCACGACAAGCACCACCUGCAGAUGCGGAAAGGCUGUAGAACGCCACUCUCGCUCAUGCCUUUCCUGCCCCGGAGCCCAUGAGCACAUUUGCUGAAUAACAAAGUGGUACCGCUGUGCCCUGUGGGGCUCUUACUUGACUGUGGCUUCACCCAAAUUUCAGUACCGCAGUCAGCAGUGAGUUCAAGCAAUAGUCAGCUCCUCAGGGCUGUUUGGAGGGGGCCACCUACUGGCAGAGUAUUCUGUGUAUGUGUGUGGGGAGGAGGGUCUCUGGAUUUCCAGACCCUCCCUCCCACCUCCCACAAGUCUCUUCUCUUUGGGGGUAUGGUGGGAAGGGUUUUCAACACCAGAUGACUUAAAGACCAGAAAGAUAGUGCAACGGGAACAGGUUGGACAUUUGCCUAGCAUGUGACUGGACUGGGGUUGAUCCCUGGCACCCUAUAUGGUCCCUCGAGCCCCACUAACAGUAAUUCCUGAGUACAGAGCCAGUAGUAACCUCUGAGCAUCGCCUAGUGUGGCCCAAAAACCAAACCAACAAACAAAAGAAACAGAAGACUUAAACUCUAAAACGAGGAUGCGACCUUUGGUGCCUGCCCAGACCAUCUUUGGAGAAACUGACGCAGACCUUCAAACUCCCAAACUGAAUAUGACCCUCGUGGCCCUGAGCACCAUGGCCUGAGCAACAUUGCGUUACCCAGACUGAGCACUGAAGGUCCCACUUCCAGGCCAAACAUCGCCAGGUGUGAUCCUGGGCAUCACGCCCCUCCGGCACUGCGGGGGUAGCCCCUAUUAGAAAUAAGGGACCGGAGAGAUAGUACAGCAGGCAGGGCAUUUGCCUUGCAUGUGCCCCACCUGGGAUUCCAUCUCCAGCAACAGGGCGGGGGGGGGACAGUGAAACAGGAAACAAGGUCCCCAUCCCCAGUACCGCAAGGAGUAAUUCCUGAGUGCAGAGCCAAAAGUAAGCCCAACUGAGCUUAGCCUCGGGUGUUUUAGGCUGGAGCAAUAGAUUGUACAGCGGGUAGUGUGCUUACUUUGAUGUGGCCGACUAAGGUUCCGUCCCCUUCCCCACAUAUGGGCCCCCAAGCACUGCCAUGAGCACCGAGCCAGAAGUAACACCUGAACAUUGCUGGGUGUGUCCCCCAAAAAACAAAAGUGAAAUAAAGAUAACUCAG